AGAGAAGAGAAACCCGCCGUUAAGCGAACCAGCUGACCGAAGCGAAGCUGAAAGCAGCGAUCGGCUCCAGAGAGGAAUCUCGAGCGCGCAACGUGUUUUAGUUGCGUUCAAACGCUUUAGUCUGUAAGUAAGCAAGCCGAAAGCUAACGCAACAUCACGUAAACGGAGCAACGAUCGAGGCUCUGGACGGUCCGAGAGCUCAACGCCAAAUGCGAACCACUUUUGCGAUCGGUCAGCUCGCGAGUCGCCGGAAAGCUAAAGUGAGAGUAAAUUCAGGCGCGCGCGCUCCCGCUGCCGCAACUAUUCCAACAACACGGAAAGAAAGUAAACGCUGCGAGACAAGCUCGCUCGAUUACCUAAUCCCAGCUGAAGUUGGAGGCGCAGAUUAAUGGCUGGGCGCUCUCCAUGCCACAACGCCAUGAGAUUUAGGAGGAGAAAACAGAAGCCCUGAGACUAAAGACCCAUUUGAAUCAUAAAAACAAAAACAAGAUCGUCGCAUCGAUCGUCGCAUCGAUCGACCCAUUGUGAACUCAUCUACUCAUAACUUGUAGUUCCAUGUGGCAUCCAUGCAUUGCUAAUUUAGAAAGCGCCAGUUCAACAUAAUCAUAGCAUAUCGGCAGCAUCACUAUUCAUAGACAUUCACACGAUCAGAUUGGUGUCCCAUAGAGCUUGUGCAGCCUGCAGCUUGCUUUCUCCCGCGUCAGUCGUGUCUGUGUCGCCGUCGCGAACUUUAGCUUCAACUCGAAGCCUGAUAGCUUAACACAAACUGGUGCCCAAAUUGAACCAAAGCGCGCGAUGAUAAUGCAACGCUUCACGCUCUUCACAGUGCUCUUAUCGUUGGCCAGUGUCGAUUCCGGUAACAACCCGCCACAAAACGUGCCUCUAUCCGUGCCGCUUGCGGCCUCUGUGCGCCCCGUGCCGCGCAGUCUCCAUGCGGCCAGCAACAACAGCAGCAGCAGCAACAGCCGAGGAAACGUUCCAAUUGCAGUCGUCGAGCAGCAGGAGGAGGAGGUGCCGUUGGCAACCACAAAUGGCCGCGACAAGAGAGGCACGAGCGGCGGCAGCAGCAGCAGAAACAGCAACAGUGGCAGCGGCAGCGGCAGCGGCAACAAUCACUUUCAACUGGAUCAGAGCGAGCUGGCGCGCCAGAAUCAAAUAACACAGCAGAUAUUUGCCAACUUUCUGGAGCGUCGCCUUUUUCCGAACCGCAGCGUUAGCCAGAAGAUACCCACCAUAGCGGAUAUUCUGCCCAAGCCAAAGCCCUCCCCACGUCCACGUCCGCGUGGCUUCUCCAGCAGCGACGGCUACAAGAAAAGCGGCGGCGGCGCCCAACGCAAUCGUUUGGCAGCUGCGGCGGCGGCUUCCAAGCGGCUAACGAGCUCAACUAGCCAGCGUUUGCGCUACGAGGACGAGGAGGAGGAAUUGGCGGACCAGGAGUCGCAGGCGAAUAGCAAUCCUCAUGAUGAAUACGACGAGGAUGUGCAGGAGUCGCUGCAGAGCGUCGAGUCAGAGCAGCACGAUCAGUACUAUGGCAAUAUUUUUCAUCGCGAUCCCAGCGAGAAUGAAGUCGAUAGCGACUGCCCCAACUGUGUGGACGAGUCGCAGUACACGCCGAACAAGUGGACGAUGCCGCUGCUGAAGCUGGGCGAGAAGCGCUACUACCUGGGCAUCUUCUUCAAGGCAAAUUGGUUCAAAGCCACACAAUACUGUCGGUACCAUGGCAUGCACUUGGCUAGCAUUUCAUCACAGGAAGAGAACGAUAGACUGGAGAAACACAUACGCGACUUUGGCUUGGGUCACGAACAUUUCUGGAUAUCUGGCACAGAUCUGGCCGAUGAGGGCAACUACUUUUGGAUGGCCACCGGACGGCCGAUUACGUUUACCAAUUGGAAUGCCGGCGAACCAAACAAUUUCCGCUAUGAGAAUGGCGAGGAGGAGAACUGCCUCGAGCUGUGGAAUCGCGAUGGCAAAGGUCUCAAAUGGAACGAUUCACCCUGCAGCUUCGAGACCUACUUUGUCUGCGAGGUGCAGCCCGUCUGAUGGACACAUCUGCAUUAACAUAUAUAAAUAAAUGCUUAUAUAUACAUACAUACAUAUAUAUAUGUAGGACAUCAAGCAUACGACAUGCGGCACACAAGGCAAAUUAUUUAGCUGGAAAAAAAUGAACAAAUUUAGUAGUUUUAAUGUGUAGUGUAUUAGUUGUUAAGUAUGUGAAGGCAACUGACUUUUGCUGUGCUGUGUAUGUGUUAAUCUAACUUCAUACGAAUCCAAAAUUUCAACAAAAUUAUUUACAUAAUUUAAUUAAUUUGGUUAAGUUCUUGUUGAUGCUUAGCUAGUAAACCAAUUAAAUUAUACGCUCGUGUAGGCAUUUGUAAAAAUAAACAAACAAAAAGCACCCCUUUAAAUGAUAUAUAUACAUAUAUAUAUAUAGUACAGUGUAAUGCGAUUUAUAAUCUAUAAUCAUUUGUGGAGUUAUAUGUGACAUUUCCAUGCGGUGCAAUGGUGCGUAUGAGUAACGCUCAAUAAUCAGAUUGGCCCCAAAAUGCGCGCAAAUAAAAUUGAAAGUGCCUGUCGACAGUCAAGCUGCUCUCUCUCUCUCUUCAGCACGCUCUCUUGCUCUACAUUCCGCUCACUCUCUCUCGCUCUCUUUCUUCCUUGCUCCUAAGGAUGCAGCCACCUGUCGUCUGCCAGCUUACUAAGCACAACUAAUGCUGAUAUAAGUUAUAAUCAUCUAAAGCUGCUUGACAAGGCGCCCAACUUUAACAAGCUGUAGAGAGGGAGAGGGACAGAGCGUGAGAGAGAGAGUGCAUAAGGGAACCGUCUGUUUAUCUCUCUGGUUGUCCAGCUGUUGAGCUGUCCAGCUGCACGCCGCCGGCAAGGGCUAGUCACGACCCUCUUGGGACAGACAAUGCGAAAACGUGCAACGCGCCGCCUUUAAAAACUGCGGCUGUUUGUUGUUUAUGCGCCCAACAGGGCUGAACAAGAAGGAGACAGAGAGAGAGCGAGUAAGACGGAAUGAGAAAGAGAGCGAGAAAAGUUUCACGCAUGCGUAAGAGAAAGAGCAAAUUUUAAGAGCAAUUGAGCUGGUAAGUCCCGGAAAGAUUAUAUGAAGACAUCUUGAAUUUAAUAUAUAUUAUUAGCUAUAUCCCAGGGACUAAGGGUCUAUAGCCUCGUCGUAUUUCAACUACAGCAUUAAAGUGUGGCUGUAGGAGAUACUUUCCAUGAAAAUUUGGGCAACAAGUGCAUUUAAAUUUGGAUUUAAAAUCCGUUUAAGGCUUAAUUGAAACUCUUAAAAAUUCAA
Messenger RNA from Drosophila montana, 3301 nucleotides. It is a transcript of the gene tfc, whose product is annotated as triforce. The coding region runs from base 796 to 2040 and encodes 414 amino acids. Gene Ontology annotation, molecular function: signaling receptor activity; carbohydrate binding. The transcript is spliced from 6 exons. Gene Ontology annotation, biological process: biological process involved in interspecies interaction between organisms. The record is from RefSeq and is a predicted model, not a curated record. Gene Ontology annotation, cellular component: external side of plasma membrane. NCBI's taxonomy places the organism in Eukaryota, Metazoa, Arthropoda, Insecta, Diptera, Drosophilidae.